This is a messenger RNA of Sporisorium graminicola, 2007 nucleotides long. RefSeq lists its product as uncharacterized. Lineage: Eukaryota; Fungi; Basidiomycota; Ustilaginomycetes; Ustilaginales; Ustilaginaceae. Gene Ontology annotation, molecular function: peptidase activity. The record is from RefSeq and is a predicted model, not a curated record. Bases 1 to 2007 code for a protein of 668 amino acids. The transcript has a single exon. Gene Ontology annotation, biological process: protein modification by small protein removal.
AUGACCGACGCUCAAGUGGUCGAAGAUGGCGCAUACCCGGUCAAGCUGUACGUCUACGACCUCUCGAGGGGCAUGGCGCGCUCGAUGUCCCUGCCGUUGACCGGCCGCCAGAUCGAUGGCAUCUGGCAUACGAGUAUCGUUGCAUGGGAUCGCGAGUACUUCUUCGGCCAGGGCAUCUCGAUCGUCUACCCAGGCGCCUCUCAUCAUGGAACCCCACUUGAGACGUUCGACCUUGGCACCACUUCGAUAGAUCGCGAGACGUUCGAAGGCACUCUCCUUCCUGACUUGCGCGACCGCUUCCGCCCGCAGGACUACAACCUGCUCUCUUGGAACUGCAACAACUUUACGCAGGAGGUUGCUCAAAUCCUUACGGGCGCCGAUAUCCCCGCUCACAUUCGGUCCCUUCCGCAAGACUUUCUCAGCACGCCCUUUGGCCAAAUGCUGCGCCCCCAGAUCGACGCGAUGUUUCGAACACCGUCGGUCGACCUCACGGCUCCCGCUACAACCACUUCAAGCGCGCCAAAUGCACUCGGCAACGAUCUGCUGAGUCAGGUCGCCUCUCGAGCGUACACAGGCAACACGCCUGUGGACAGUGCCACGCUUUCAAAGGCUUCUUCCGCGGAGCUGGUCCAUCAUAUCACGACCGUCACACAGCUCGACGAGAUCUUAUCUGUUUUUCCCUGCGUCGCUGUGCUAUUCACCGCCGAGUCGUGCCCGCCCUGUCGAAUCAUUAAGCCAGCUUUCGCUGACCUAGCCCAUCACCAACAUGUCGACGAGACCAAACCGGGCAACCACAAGCGAGCUGCGUUUGUUCAAGUCGACUCCAACGCUUCCACAACGAACCUGUUCGCCUCAUCGAGCGUGACAGCCACGCCUACUGUCAAGCUGUACACCUUUGGGAAGGAAUCGAGUCAGGUGAGAGGAGCCGAUGUCGGCGAGCUCAAAAUCGCCGUCGACCUGAUGCUAUUCGAGGUAUACCCACCCCACCCACACACGCGUCUAUCGAAGCCGCUUCGAGCACUCGACACGCUGCCCACGCAACCUCAUCUCUACUCUGUAACACCCAAUCUCGACUCGUUGCUUCAAAAGAUCGAUGCGAUAAUCGCACAACAUCCAUCCAAGAGCUUCGGAGAGAAAGCCGACCUUCAAGUAGCACGCAAAACCAUCGCCACAAUGUGGAUACCAUGGCUCGAGACGUCGAGCAACGGUAAGGGGAAAUCAUCCCUUCCCGCCGAUCUGACAGUAGAGGCCUCCAAAGUCGCCAAGCAGCUGUCCGAAACAUUUGCCAUCGACGCUCUCUUCCCCAUCCUGGAUCUCUACCGUGUAUCGAGCUUGAACGAGCCUUUUGUAACGGCUGCAUUCCGUCAGCUUACUGCAAACGAUCGCAAGGAUGUAAACGGCAUCACACGUCUCCUGUCGCUUGUCUCCGAAUUAGCUUAUAAAGGCGAAUGGGCUCCAGGCCAACGACCUCUUCUGCUCACUGCUGCGCGGCUUCUCACAAACCUGGCCGCGUCUGCCCCUUUCGUCGAUGUCAUCGAGUCGCACGAGAACAUCCGCAGUCUCGUGCUCGAGCUCACAACGAGCCUGCUGCUGUGUCCAGAUGCAGGCGUGCGAAGUGCUGCCGCCACGGGCGCCUUCAAUCUGGCGCUUCAUCAGCAUGCCGAACGAGCUGAGUGGAUCAACCGGGACCCACAGGCGCCACCCAUGCGCGGCAGUCGACUGGGCGAGACUUGGGAGUCUGAACUUGCCUCGGCACUGUUGCAGGCUAUUGCAAACGAGUCCGAGUCUGGCGAGACGCUUCACCGUCUGCUCGCUGCUCUCACGCUCCACAUCCAUCUGUCCCAGCAUUGGAACGACAGCGUUGGCCCCAUGCUCCAAGUGCUGGAUGCUGCAGACGCCUUGUCCAACGCGCAACGUGGCCAACUGGUCCAAAGCUCGGCAAAGAAGCAGGACCUGUCUCGGCUGCUAGACGAUCUGGUGCUUCUCUUGUCAUCAGAGACUGCCUAG